CUCACCAUGGAGUAUGGAGAACGUUCAUCAACCGCUUGCUUGCCGCUCAAGGAAGAAAAGCUCCAACAAAACCCUAAAACAACCAAAGGUAGACAGAAGAUAGAAAUCAAACAGAUCAGCGAGGAGAGCAAGCGGCAAGUGACGUUUUCAAAACGCAGAACGGGACUUUUCAAAAAAGCGGCAGAGUUAAGCGUCCUAUGCGGCGCACAGAUCGGUAUCAUAACGUUUUCACGUCGCGGAAGGAUCUACACGUUUGGUAACGCGGACACACUCGUUGAAAACUACUUGCGGAGGACGCCCGUGAUGCUGAGGUCACAUCCUGGUGGUGACAUGGCAAACGAAGGUGAAGAGGUAGACGGUUUGAAGUGGUGGGAGAGGACGGUGGAGAGUGUGCCGGAGGAGGAGAUGGAAGAGUACAUGACGGCUUUGAAUGGGUUAAGGGACAAUUUAUGGACGAGGAUCUGUCAGCUGGGUGGUGAUCAGACGGUUCAGAUGAAUGCUCCGGUGUUUCAGAAUCAGAUGGCUGAGAUUGAAUGGAAACUGACGGAUGAGAAUGUGACGGUUAGGAAUGAUCAAGGUCAAGCAGGUGACGAUGGAUACCUAGACGUUGCGGCUGGUACGUUUCUGUCUCAAAUCCGUAAGCGAUGA
Brassica oleracea var. oleracea is the source of this 648-nucleotide messenger RNA. Its product is annotated as MADS-box transcription factor 23. NCBI's taxonomy places the organism in Eukaryota, Viridiplantae, Streptophyta, Magnoliopsida, Brassicales, Brassicaceae. The transcript has a single exon. The record is from RefSeq and is a predicted model, not a curated record. Gene Ontology annotation, molecular function: RNA polymerase II cis-regulatory region sequence-specific DNA binding; protein dimerization activity; DNA-binding transcription factor activity, RNA polymerase II-specific. Gene Ontology annotation, biological process: positive regulation of transcription by RNA polymerase II. Bases 7 to 648 code for a protein of 213 amino acids.